Dinoponera quadriceps is the source of this 5835-nucleotide messenger RNA. RefSeq lists its product as uncharacterized. The transcript is spliced from 30 exons. Gene Ontology annotation, molecular function: ligand-gated monoatomic ion channel activity. The record is from RefSeq and is a predicted model, not a curated record. Lineage: Eukaryota; Metazoa; Arthropoda; Insecta; Hymenoptera; Formicidae. Gene Ontology annotation, cellular component: membrane; BBSome. Gene Ontology annotation, biological process: cilium assembly.
CGAGCUCGUGUCUGUGUACCGGCCGAGUCCACAGCGAAGUGUGAUAUGGGAAAAUCGUGGGAACUGGACGGUUGGGAAUGGAUUACGAAUGAGGACUUUCGACGCGGCUUCGGCGCGAAGACGGAAUCUACAACAGACGGAGCUUAAAUCCUGUCUCGUGCUCACCAAUCCUGACACGAUCAAUCAUCUGACCGAUUUUGAGGAGAAAACCGUAGAUCCCGUCACGAAGGCUAGCUAUCCUUGGAUAUUACACUUGGUAAAUCGGAUGAAUGCGACGGUAAGCUUCAACAUUACGGACAGCUGGGGAUAUCGCGGAGAGAAUGGAUCCUGGAGUGGAAUGAUCGGGAUGCUGGAACGACGCGAGAUCGACAUCGGCGGCACCACCACGUUCUUCAUCUCACAACGUAUCGGCGUUGUGCAAUACAUCCAAUUGUACACGCGCACCCAGUCGGCCUUCGUGUUUCGACGGCCGUUGCUGUCGACCGUGAAAAAUAUAUUCGCCUUACCUUUCCAACGGGACGUCUGGAUAGCGAUCGCCGUCUUCCUCUUCUUAGUCUUCUGCUUGCUAUACUUAUCUAUGAAAUGGGAGCAUUCCCGAGGCGCGUCACCAAACUCGGCGAGCUACUGGAGUCAAUUCAAUUCCGGCAAGCCGACGGUCGGCGACAAUUUUCUCGUCCUCCUGGGCGCGUUUGCCCAACAAGGAUAUGCUUACGAGCCAUACAAAGUCUCCACACGGAUCGUCACUCUUAUGCUGCUGGUGGCAUCGCUGAGCCUUUACGCUGCUUACACAGCAAAUAUCGUGGGCUUGUUACAGUCUACCACGGAUUCCAUUCAAACUAUUCCGGAUCUUCUGCACAGCCCAUUGAAGCUAGGUGCACAGGACGUCGUGUACAAUCAUCACUACUUCAAGGCUUUUCAAGAUCCCGUCAGGAAGGCGAUUCUGGAACAAAGGAUCGAGCCGAAAGGACGCAAGCCGAACUGGAUGACUUUGGACGAAGGCGUACGUCGCGUAAGAAACGAGCUAUUCGCAUUCCACGGCGAGACCGGCACGGUGUACCAACUCAUGCAAGACACAUACUUGGAGGAGGAAAAGUGCGGCAUCACUCAGAUUGAUUACUUGCACGUUCUCCAACCGCUGCUCGUGAUACAAAUGCAAUCGCCUUACUUGGAGAUAAUUAAGAAUGGAGCGUUGAAGCUGCAGGAACAUGGACUCAAGCAUCGCGACGAGUAUCGCUUGUACACGGAGAAGCCGGUGUGCGCGAGUCAGACCAGCUUUAUCACCAUCGGUUUCACGGAAUGCUAUUUCGCGCUGGUUAUAAUGGGCUACGGGAUGCUGCUCACCGCGGUCAUGUUUGCACUCGAGCUGCUGUGGCACAAGAAAUCCACCGUGCACUCGGGCAGCUCCUCGACGCAAGUCGCCGGACUGCCGGCGAAACGAGUGAAAGACGGUACGAUAGUCUCCGGUGACAACACAAUCGAAUUAUCGAGAAAGAUGUCGAGCAAUGGUUUGAUUCAUGCCAUUCGCAAUUCCUUUGAGAAAUUUGACCGAAGGAUUCAUGACAACUUGGAACAUCGAAAUCUGUACGCGCUGGACUUGCAUUGUAAUUAUGCCAUCGAGAUUUUACGAAAGGCACAUUCGGAAAGGAUGUUCAUCGGCCCGACCAAGUGGUUACUCCUACAAGAUCGAAGGACAUCGAUCGAGAACGCUAAUUUAACCGCCACACACAACAUUUCGAUAUCGGAGAUCUUUGAAGAUUUGGCCGUCUAUCCCGACAGCGAUAUGAUCCUCGCUCAAAGGCUCGACGAUAACUUUAUCGAACUGACGUCCGUGUAUCGGCCGAGCUCGCAGCGAGGUGCGAUAUGGGAAAAUCGUGGGAAUUGGACGGUCGAGAACGGAUUACGAAUGAGGACCUCCGACGUGGCCUCAGCACGAAGGCGGAAUCUUCGACGGACGGAGCUGAAAUCUUGCCUCGUGUUAACGAAUACUGAUACGUUAAAUCACCUGACUGAUCUCGAAGACAGGCACAUAGAUACCAUCACAAAGGUUAAUUAUCUUUGGAUACUUCACUUGGUUAACCGGAUGAAUGCAACGAUAAGCUUUAACAUCACGAACACCUGGGGAUACAAAGAUGAGAACGGAUCUUGGAGCGGGAUGGUGGGAAUGCUGCAACGACGCGAGAUCGACAUCGGCACUAGCAUUUACUUUGUGGCAGAUCGCUCGAACGUGUUGCAAUACAUCCAAUUGUAUACACGCACUGGCCAGUCCUUCGUGUUCCGGCGACCGUUGCUGUCGACGGUGAAAAAUAUAUUCAUUUUGCCCUUCGAACGAGACGUCUGGAUAGCGAUCGCCGUGUUCCUACUCUUGGUCUUUUGUUUGCUACACUUGUCUAUGAGAUGGGAGUAUUUUCGAGGAACUUCAAAAAUGAGCCAGCCCAAUAUCGGCGAGCCGACAAUGGGCGAUGAUCUUCUCGUUCUUUUAGGCGCGUUCGCGCAACAAGGAUACUCGUACGAACCGUACCGAGUCACGACUCGAAUCGUCACUCUCAUGCUACUCUUAGCUUCUCUCAGCCUUUACGCGGCUUACACGGCAAAUAUCGUGGCUCUCCUGCAAUCCACCACGGAUUCUAUCAAGACUCCCGAGGAUCUCUUACGCAGCCCGUUAAGCUUCGGCGUGCACGAUACCGUGUACAAUCGACAUUAUUUCAAGUCCUUUCAAGAUCCCGUGAGGAAGGCGAUCCUGCAGGAGAAAAUUGAGCCGAAAGGCUGGAUGAGUUUGGAAGAGGGGGUGCGUCGCGUGAGAAGCGAACCCUUUGCGUUCCACGGCGGACGAGGUCCGAUGUACCACAUGAUAGAAGAGACGUAUCAAGAAGAGGAGAAGUGCGGCAUUACCGAGAUCGAUUACCUCAACUUGAUACUGCCGCUUCUAGUGAUACAAAAACAUUCGCCUUACUCGGAGAUAAUAAAGAACGGGGCUCUAAAGCUGCGAGAAUACGGGCUCAAGCAACGCGACGAGCAUCGUAUGUACACGGACAAGCCGGUGUGCUCGAGCCAGACCGGCUUCAUCAACAUCGGUUUCACGGAAUGCUACUUCGCGAUAGUCGCGAUUGCUUACGGAUUGCUCUUCAGCGUAAUCGUGUUUGCGCUCGAGUUGUUGUGGUACAAGAAGUAAGAGAAAGAGAAUUACGUUGCUCGCGCUGUUAUCUCACGUUCCCCCUUAUUUGCAGGCAAAGAAAUCGCGUUUGAUUCGCGCAGCAGUCGCGAAAUGUCGCUGUUUAAGACGAAGGAAUGGUGGCGUACCAGGUGCGGGGUGAACGAGUCCUUCGACAGGCGCAGCUUGCUGGUCGCACCGUUGUUCGACGUCGACAGGAAGGACAUCGUCGUCGUCGGCAGCCACAGCGGCUACCUCAGGAUAUACUGCCCGUCGUCGCAAUGGCUGGACGAGAGCAAGGAGCCGAGCGGCUACAAGUCUUCGGACCUCAUCAUCGAGACGCAGAUCGGCGAGUGCAUCGUCGACAUGAAGGCGGGAAGAUUCGUCUCAGGCUCGCAGGACACCCGACUCGCGAUACUGACACCCACCAAGCUCGCCAUUUAUAGUAUCAUUUUGAGCCAAGGAUCCGUCGACCACGGGGACCGCUGCGACCUGGAAGUCGCAUACGAGCAUCAGUUGGCGCGAUUUCCGGCGUCCUUGACGACGGGCCCGUUCGGCGGGGUGCGGGGCCGGGACUUCCUCUGCGUCCAAUGCCUGGACGGCGCGCUCCUCUUCUACGAGCAGGAGACCCACGCGUUCAGCCUGGUUCUCGGGAAUCGGCUGCUGCCGGAGCCGAUCGUCUACGUUUCGCGGAACGACGUCUUCGUAACGCCGAGCUCCUCGUGGGUCCUCGAAUGCUACAGGCAGGUUCCACCGAGUCAAUGCUCUCGUCAAUGAACACCUGCCGGUGUAACAUACAAAAGCAUGGCGGAAUUUGGCGGCAACAAGGAUCGCGCGGAGGGCCCGAAGCAUCUGGAGCCGGACUGGACUUACAAUAUCGGGGAAGCCGUUCUCGACAUCGACGCCGUCACUCUGAGCAGCUUCGAAGUAGGGAUCCUCGUGCUCGGCGAAAAGAAUCUCUACUGUCUCAAGGACAAUUGCGUCUCGCUCAAGUAUGCGAAAAGGCUCGAGUACAAGGCCCUCUGCUUUCAGGCUUACGUGAUAGAACCGGAUGGCAAGCUGAUGGUGCUCGUAAUCGCUGACACGAACACCCUGAUGAUUUACGAGGGUACGACUCUCAAGUGGUCGGCUCAGCUGCCUCUCGCUCCGGUCGCCGUAACUCGAGCACAUUUUCAGCACUUAUACGGCAUACUCGUCGUUCUCUCCGAGGAAGGCCAGCUGGAGGCUUGCUACUUGGGUUCCGAGCCGUCUUUAUUUAUCGCGCCUCCUCUUCAUCGACGCGGUUACGAUUACGUAGCCGCCGAAGAUGAGCUCAUGGAGCUCCGCAAGUUGGCGAAGAGAAAUAAGGCUUCCGGCAAUCAGCUGAGCGACGUCAACUUGGACGCCGAACUGAUCGUGUCUGUGACGAUAUCGCCAGACUUGGAACCCUAUCCGCGCAUAAAGCAGGACGACGCUAAGGACGAGUCGGCGGAUGGUCGUAACUUUAUGUGCAGGAUCACCAUAGAAUUAUCAUCAUACACGACGCUUCGCGACGUUCAAGUAUGCAUCGAAGUCUCGAGGCCGUUCGUCGCCGAGAAAGAUUGUCACGUUAUUGCCAAUCUUUGUAACCGUCAAACGCUGCACUCGACGAUCCACGCGAACGUGGACUUGCCGGCGAUGUCGUCGGACGUGAGAAUCACGGCGAGCUACGAGACGGAUCGUGGGAGCCUGCGCGUACUUCAGAAGACGGCCCAACUGCCCCUGAAGAUGAUGCUGAGGGCCUGCCCACCCGAGAACACGUCCACCUUCACGGCAACCAUCAAGUGCAGCGAGCCCCUCGUGGCUUUUAGCCAGCUGUUUCCCGAGCUUACAGGGGACGUACAACGGCAAAAUUGGAACGUGCUCGGGCUGCAGCACGUGCAAACCGGCAGCGUGGUGACAAUCGUUUCCGGUGCUACUAGCAAUCGGUACCGAGUGCAAUCGAACGACGGGCUCUCGAUAGCCUUGGUGGUUCAGCAGCUGCUGAAUAGGCUCAAAGACAAGGCCACUGGAAACUUUACGACCACCAUCGCGCAUAAUCACGUACAGUUGGUCCAGUCGCAAAUGGAGGCGCACUUUCGCAGUCGGCAGGAAGCCGACAGAAUCGCGAACGAGAUCGGGCUGCUGUCGACCCAGUUGAGAAACAUCGAGAGGAAGAUGCUGCGCGCCGUGAGGGAGAGGAACACCCGGUCUCUGGCCGCGACCGGCCUGCCGUUCCUCCUGGAGUCGACCUAUCGCGCGAUCUUCGCGCUUCUGGAGGAUCUCGCGAUCGCACGAGCGGAACGCGAACGCACCGGCCACGGCUUGCAGUGCGCGGUGAGGUUACUGCUCCUGCUGUUGCAGCUCAAUGUAAACGACGAUAAGUACGCGAUGCUCGAAGCCGCGAUCGGAUUCGAGCCGCAGCUGCGCGACGAGCUCGACUGGGAGGAAAUCGCCGACGCCGGCGUGAGCGCCUUACUUCGGUUCACGUCGCGAAAAUCCGGCCACCUGGACGCGAAACCCGCUGCGUUGAGCAAGAUGACUUCCGUCAAGGAAUUCGCGAAGCUGAAGAAGCGCCUGGUGCACGCGGUCGAACGUCUCGACAGCUGUCGGGAGGUAGCCGAUCUAGCCGAGAACGAACAGCUGGAAGCUGCUGCCUCUUAAACCGCGUUCCCCUCACGACCGAAGUG